AUCACUGUCGUUUGAACGUUAGGGGAGUUAUAGGCUGUUGAACUCCGAGAUGAAUUACUACGGUUUGAAACAAAUAAUAAACAUUGUACAAAUGUACGUUCCUAACUAGACAACGAAGAUUAAAACGUUACUGUCAGGAUCACAUUUAAGCAGGCGCAGGUGAUGAGUAGCCUCCACCUGCGUCAGACCAAGCGAUUGUAGGGUCCUGUGUUAUUAUAUAAACCGACGAAGUUUUUCAGUCCGCAUUUCAGUUUCAAGAGUCUCAACAUUCUCCUAACAGCACAGGCUUUUGAAAAACUUUCGACAAUGUUACUUCCUCUGGUUAUUGCUUUACUAGCCGGAUCGGUGACGUCUUUCGACUACUGCACUCUAAGUGCCCAGAACACUUUGUGCAAAUACAAGCCGACAUCUUAUGGCACCGCUUGCAUGAAGAUCGUCCCGAUGUCUGUUACAGCUGCUGAUAAAAGUUUGAUCGUUGAUUUACACAACAAAAUGCGUCGCCAAGUCGCCAAGGCGAUGGAAAAGGGUGGCAAUCCCGGACCACAGCCAGCAGCUGCCAACAUGAGAGCAAUGAGCUGGGAUGAUGAAUUAGCUCUCAUGGCUCAGACUCACGCGCAGCAGUGUGUGUUCACUCACGAUGUCGAUCGCAACAUUGCCCGCUUUAAAGUCGGCCAAAAUUUAGCCAUUCAGUUUUCAACGGUGGAGAUGAAGAAGUCCAAUUGGACUAGUAUGAUUCAAAGUUGGUACGACGAAGUAAAAACCAUGUCUGCGUCUUACGUGGCGUCGUUCCCAUCGAAACCGACAGGAGUAAUUGGUCAUUACACUCAAAUGGUAUGGGCUAAAACGUUCAAGAUUGGUUGUGGAAUCGUUUCAUAUUACGACACGAAAUUCCAGCCGAAAUAUCCUUACAAGUUAUUUUACGUCUGCAAUUACGGUGAAGCUGGAAACUAUCUCAGCACACCAGUUUACAAAACUGGAACUGCCGCCUCGGCUUGUCCAGCUCCUACUGUACCCAAAGAUGGACUUUGCGCUUGAACAAGAACAUGCUUUUCAGACACCUUUACGAAUUUGAUUCCGUUAAAGCAAAUUUUUUUAAACACAAUAUUUAGUUGUUAAACUGUAGGUUAUUGAGAAAAUAAAUUCGCGAUUAAUUCCGAUUAA
Daphnia pulex (common water flea) is the source of this 1161-nucleotide messenger RNA. Its product is annotated as venom allergen 5-like. The record is from RefSeq and is a predicted model, not a curated record. The coding region runs from base 307 to 1035 and encodes 242 amino acids. Gene Ontology annotation, cellular component: extracellular region. The transcript is spliced from 8 exons. NCBI's taxonomy places the organism in Eukaryota, Metazoa, Arthropoda, Branchiopoda, Diplostraca, Daphniidae.